Molecule: messenger RNA, 1161 nt
Organism: Blastomyces gilchristii SLH14081
Lineage: Eukaryota; Fungi; Ascomycota; Eurotiomycetes; Onygenales; Ajellomycetaceae
Product: cwl1
Exons: 7
Coding region: 1-1155 (384 amino acids)
Source: RefSeq, a predicted model, not a curated record
AUGGCGAAGGAAUCUACACAGCCGGGCGGAAGCCCUCAUCUAGUCAAUGCUCGCUUUCCCCCCUUCAAUUCCACCAGCAUGACGGAGCAGCGUCCUCACAAAUUCUCUAUAGGGGCCCAGAUCGAUGCUCUACAAUGCGAAGAAAUGUAUUCUGACAAAGAUGUCUUUCACCACAUAGGAAGCACCAGGGUUAAAACCAAUGGGACGACUGAUGCCACUGCUACAGGGCAACCUUUAACUCAUUACCAUUCCCGCAUUUACAGCUUGUUGAGCUGGGAGCGCCCUCGAACCACCGCCGUCUCAUUUGCUACGAUUGUCAGUCUUAUUAUUGCAGCCCGAUACCUGCCUCUGCUACGAUGGCUCUUCAAGUUUUCGUAUCUGUCUCUUGGAUUCACCAUUUCCCUCGAAGUCGCCGGGAAAGUCAUGUUCUCCCGUGGCCUAGCUAGCUCCUCCCGCCCCCGCAAAUAUUACACCAUCCCCAAAGAUACCGUAGAGAGCAUCCUGGAGGAUCUAGAGCAAUUGAUGGACUUCUUCCUCAUUGAGUUCCAGCGCAUUCUCUUCGCGGAGAACCUCACCUACACUCUUGCCGCCUUCACCGCCGCCCUGACCUCCUACUGGCUCGUCCGCUUCCUCCCUCUCUGGGGCCUGGCCCUCAUCCUCGUUUCCGUUGCGUAUCUAGGACCCCUGGUAUAUAUUAACAACCGAGAAAUUAUCGACACCCAGAUCGAUCAGAUCCAACAAAUCGUCAACUCCCAAGCCACCCAGGUGAAGGAGAUGGCCGGUCAGCAGACCGCCCACGCCACCCAUAUCGUCAAGCAGUACGUGGGUGACUACACUGCCAAAGCAAACGAGUAUAUGGGCUCCGCUCGCUCUCUCCCACACGUCGAGCAGGUUGCUCCAACAACCGUACAGGCCCAGCCGGAACUCAGGUCCGCCGCCGAACCCGCCGUUGAACCGUUAACUGAACCUGCUGCUGUCGCUUCUGAUGCUGAACCUGUCGCUUCUGAACUUGCUGCUACUGAGCCAACAGAUGCAGUGCCCGCAAUCGUGCAUACGGACUUUCCCACAGCACCCAAAGAUGACAUCGUGCUCGGUGAAGUUCCGGCACGGGAAUCCAGAGAGGAGACGAAGUCAGACGAGCCACUUCUGGCAUAAAUUGCA